Symbiodinium natans is the source of this 2289-nucleotide messenger RNA. The record is from the annotation of a GenBank genome assembly. NCBI's taxonomy places the organism in Eukaryota, Dinophyceae, Suessiales, Symbiodiniaceae.
AUGCUUGGGACACAUGGGCGGAUGUGCCGACUGCUUUUCGGACUUCUUCUGCUGUGCCUCGCAUGUGUGUGCAUCUCACAGUUGGAUAAAGGUCCCGAUACAUUCCUCGUGUUCUGGGCUCUGGGAUUGUUGGCUGGCUUCAUCCUAGCCCUGGUCCAUGCUCCCGAAGAUUCGGCCGGCAAAGAAUUCUCUUGCCCCUGGAGGUGCAAAGCGCUACUUUGCGGCUUUGUGGUUCUGGUUACGGCAUUUGCUGCUGCCUGCCCAUGGCUUCUCAUGCCAAAGCUCGGUCACUUCAAGCGCCAGGGAGUUGUCGACUUGCGCUGGGAGCAGAUGUUUACUUUGCUCGCGAUCUCCUCGAUCUGGGUAUCUUGCAUGCUUAAGACGCACCCGCGUUCCACCCAUGCACACGAUGCCAAGUGGUGCAUGUUUGGGUAUUGGGUGACAACCUUGGCAUUCCAGGUAGCCCACAUAUGCCUCGCACUCGGUUUCAAGAACGUCCAUAUCUUUUGGAUCACAUUCGGCAAUGCCACCGAGAGCGUCGUCCUCACUUGGAUCGGCUACGUCUUCCAGAUCCGAAUGACGGGAAUCAGGUCACGAUCUUCGCACACUGGUCUUUCGAGCUUCUUCGUGUUGCUGAUGGGUGGUGGUCUUGUCGUUACCACCUCCAGCAACGCACUGGUGGGUAAAGGGAUGCUGCCGCUCGGUCUUACCCUUUCCACGAACAUCACCUUCGGUGUCAUAUGGACUUCAUUCACGAUUCUGGUCUGCGCGAGUCUGGCAGGUUCAAUGGCGCUGCAGGAAGUAAGGAGGGUGCGAGGCCCGGCACGGAAGCAGGCCAAGUGGGCGGCCAGGAUUCUAGGCCUAGAGCUGCUGACCUGCGGACUGCUGGGAGUGACGACAUCUUGCACCUGGCUCCCGGUGGCCAUACUGCAUUCCCUGCAGUUGGCAGUAGCUCCCGGCGGAAGAGAGGGCACGAAGUUCGCGUGGGUGUUCUUGCGCUUUCCGGCGAUCGCCCGCCGGUGUGCCUGGGUUGUGAACUCCCUUGGUCUGGCCUUCCUCUCUGGGAUUCUCUGGCAAGACUCCCCUCCCCGGGAUGACGAAGAGCCGAUUCUGACCGGCGCGUGCACGCGCGGGCUGACCUCCAUGUCGCAGUUGCUGAGCGCAAGCGAGCAGGAGGUUUAUCACGAUGUGGUGAAGCAGCUGGCCAGCAGAGGCUUUCGCCUAGGUUCUCUUCUGAGCUUUUGGGAGCAGCUGCUGGAGGAAGACAGGUUGAUGCCAGACUUUGAUCCCACGCGCUCAUUGACAAACGACGUGGUGCGUGGGGCCAUCAUUCCAGAAUCCCGCCGUGGGGAUGAAGGGUUUGCUUUGGCAUCCCUUUGGUCGGCUGGUGCAGGGAUACGGCCACAAGUCAUGGUGUCGCACAAUUGGACGAAUAGCUUUCGAAACCUGGUGGCAGCAAUACUAGCAGAUGCUCUGGAGGCGCAGGUCUACGGUGAGGUAGCAGCUGAAAUUACCACGGAGGAAGGCAUUGAGCAAGUCCGUAGCCAGCUUUCUGGGAAGUUGGAGAGAACGUACUGGGUAUGCGCAUUUUCCGUCAAUCAGCAUGCAAGCAUCUGUGCUGGCUUCGGACCGGAACCACCUCGAAAGACGGACGAGUGGAAAUCCUGGAACAUGAAGAGGCUGGAUUCCGUCACCGGCAAGGUUUUCCCGCUGUGCAGCUGCAAAGUGGAAAAGGUCUUCAGCAACUCCAACGGAAGGUGUGAACUGAACAAGUUCGACGACAUGAUGGCGUAUUUGGCAGGUGAAGUAGCCGGCUUUUGGCAGCUUGUUGUGGUGGAUGAUGAUUUCGAUGUCUUCUAUCGAGCAUGGUGCGUGGCAGAGCUAUUUCAGGCGAGUGUGCUGCGCAUGAAAUCCAAGGUGCAGGUUUCUUCUCAGCAAUCUGUCGACCUCAACUAUGACAAGCUGUCACUGUUGGAUGUCCGGCAGUGCAUGGCCUCAGCACAAGAGGACAAGGACAUGAUCAUCUCCAAGAUCUACGACGUGGAUGCCUUCAACCUGCGAUUGCAGGAGCUUGUCUUCAGCACUGAGGAGGGUUUGUUUGCAGAGUGGAUUGAUGGCCGGGAGCGCUCGCGACAAGUUGGAACAAUUCUGCGGCGUUGCGCUCUUUCGUUUGACAGCACUGGUGGCGGCCAUCGGCUCAGUUCAAGGGGAUGCUUGCCCAGGUGGCACAGAGCCGUCAGUGAUUCUGACGGCUCCUCUCAAGAAUGGUCUGAAUCAGACGACGGCUGA